Messenger RNA from Loxodonta africana (African savanna elephant), 12470 nucleotides. RefSeq names its product dedicator of cytokinesis 5 (gene DOCK5). Gene Ontology annotation, biological process: small GTPase-mediated signal transduction; cell migration; myoblast fusion. Gene Ontology annotation, cellular component: plasma membrane; cytoplasm. The transcript is spliced from 51 exons. The record is from RefSeq and is a predicted model, not a curated record. Gene Ontology annotation, molecular function: guanyl-nucleotide exchange factor activity; GTPase activator activity; small GTPase binding. Bases 2172 to 7787 code for a protein of 1871 amino acids. Lineage: Eukaryota; Metazoa; Chordata; Mammalia; Proboscidea; Elephantidae.
CAAAUUACUCCUCAGGAGAGUGAGGGCAAGAAAUAAAUCUACUUUAAAAAAAUAAAAGAAAGCCAGUUUUGUUGGAAAUAUAGUUUACUUAACAUAAAAUUCAUCCAUUUGAAGUGUACAGUUCAGUGAUUUUUGGUAAAAUUUCAGAGUUGUGUAACCAUCACCACACCCAGCUUUAGAAAGUUUCCAUUUCCCCCGAAAGAUCCCUAAUUUGUGGUCAGUCACCAUGCCCACCCCCAGGCCCAGGCGACCGUUAUUGUGUUCUGUCUCUAGAUUUGCUUUUUCUGACAUGUCAUAUAAAUGGGAUCAUACAAUAUGCAGUGUUUUGUAUCUCGGUUCUUUCAUUUAGAAUAGUGUUUUUGAGGUUCAUCCAUGUGGUGACAUGUUUCUAUACUUCAUUCUUUUUUACGGCUCCUUAUAUCCAUUGUGUGGAUGUACUAUAUUUUGCUUAUCCAUUCAUUAGUUGAUGGAUCGUGUACAUUUUGGGGCUGUUAUGAAUAACGCUGCUAUCUUAGUUUCUCAUGGGCGCUGUAGUAAAUUACCACAGACUUGGUGGCUUAAAACAACAGUUUAUCCUCUCACAGUUCUGGAGGCCAGAAGUCCAAAAUCAAGGUGUUGGCAGGGCCACACUCCCUUCAGAGGCUUUAGGAAAAAUUUCAUUCCUUGCCUUUUCCAGCUUCGGGUGGUUGCUGACGCUCCUUGGCUUGAAGUCACAUUACUUCAGCCUGCCUCCGUCUUCGUGUUGCCUUCUUUUCUGUGUCUCUCAAAACUCUCACUGCCUCUCUUAUAUGGAUAAUAUGAUUAUGUUUCGGGCCCACCUGGAUAAUCCUGGAUAAGCUCUUCCUCUCAGAUCCUAACUUAAUCAUAUCUUUAAUAUUUACAGGUUGUAGAGAAUUGACAGAGAUAGAGGGCCAUUUUUUGGCCUGCUGAAGCUGCUAUGAAGAUUCACUUAAAGUCUUAUAUGUGUACAUAUGUUUUCAUUUCUCUUGGGGAGAUAGCUAGGGAGUACAAUUGCUGGGUCAUAUAGUGAAUUUAAGGAGCCCUAAUGGCACUUUAAUGGCACAGUGGUCAAGUACCUGGCUGCUAAAUGGAAAGGUCAGGGGUUUGAACCUAUACGAGUAGCUCCUCAGGAGAAAAGUCCAGGCGAUCUAUUCCUGUAAAGAUUCUAAAACCAAAAACCGAGCCCAUUGCCAUUGUGUUGAUUCCAACUCAUAGAAUCCUAUAGCACAGGGUAGAACUGUCAUCUUUACAGAAGCCGACUGCCACACCUUUCUCCUGCAAAGAGGCUGGUGGGUUCCAACCGCAGACCUUUUGGUUAGCCUUGGCGAGCUUAACUCCACUGCUCCACCAGGACCCCUUCCUGUAAAGAAUACAGGCUAGGAAAUGCUAUGGGGCAGUUCUACUCUGUCAUAAAGGGUCGCUUUGAGUCGCAGUAGAUUUGAUGCCACACAACAACAUGGUAAAUUUAUGUUUAAAUUUUAGAAACUGCCAAACUGUGUUCUGACAUGACUGUACCAUUUUCCCUUGCAACCGGCAAUGUGUGAGGUUUCCAGUUUCUCCAUAUUCUUGGCAAUUAUCUGUCUUUUUUAUUAUAACUGUUCCAGUGGGCAUGAAGUGGUAUGUCAUUUUGGUUUUAAUUUACAUUGGAAAACCCUCGACUAGAUGAAUUGACACAGUGGCUACAACAGUGGGCUCAAACUUAACAAUGAUUGUGAGGAUGGCACAGGACCUGGCAGUGUUUCGUUCUGUUGUACAUGGGUCAUUAUGAGUUGGAACUGACUUGAUGGUACCUAACAACAACAAGGGUCGCUAUGAGUCGGAAUCGACUCGAUGGCAAUGUGCUAAUGGCUAAAAAUGUUGGACAUUAUUUUAUGUGCUUAUUAGCCAUUUAUAUAUGUUCUUUGAUAAAAUAUCUAUUCAACACUCUUGUUAAUUUUUAACUGGGUUAUUUGUCUUCUUACUGUUGUGUUGUAAGAGUUAGUUCAUUGUUUUUGACAAACUUGCCCCAUCAUUGCCUAUCCUAAGGACUGUGGUGAUUGAGGUCAUCUUAUUCAGGAAGGGGUAGUGAGUAUUGAGGCAACCCAUUUUCCCAGGGUGCUUAGAACUGGGGCAAGGCUGCCAUCCUGCAUUGUGCUCUGUGCUAGUCUGUUAUAAGGCAGUAGAUCAGACUCAUGUAUGGCCUUUCGGCUACCAAUUACUGUGUCAGGGAAGCAGGUCCAUCGUUCUCCCUAUGCCCCGGAAAUCAUAAGCUCAAUGAUAUUCGAUCUAUAAUUAUAAUGCCUCUCAAGAUGUGGAGCUCUCCUUGCAGAUUGGCGACACAGUUCAUAUUCUGGAGAUGUAUGAGGGGUAUUUUCCCUGAAACAUAUAUCCACUUGAAAGAGGCAACUGUGGAAGACAGAGGGCAGAACGAGACUGUGAUUCCAGGUGAGCUGCCACUGGUGCAGGAGCUCACCUCCACUCUGCGAGAAUGGGCCGUCAUCUGGCGCAAGCUCUAUGUGAACAACAAAGUCACACUUUUCCACCAGCUGCGGCAGAUGACUUACAGCCUGAUUGAGUGGCGGUCCCAGAUCCUGUCGGGAACACUCCCCAAGGAUGAACUGGCAGAGCUCAAGAAGAAGGUCACAGCCAAAAUCGAUCAUGGGAACAGAAUGCUUGGGUUAGAUCUGGUGGUGCGAGAUGACAACGGGAACAUUUUGGACCCAGACGAAACAAGCACAGUUGCUCUCUUCAAGGCCCAUGAGGUGGCUUCAAAAAGGAUUGAGGAAAAGAUCCAAGAGGAAAAGUCAAUUUUGCAGAACUUGGACCUGCGGGGCCAGUCGAUCUUCAGUGCAGUCCAUACCUAUGGCCUCUAUAUGAACUUCAAGAACUUUGUCUGCAACAUUGGGGAAGAUGCAGAGCUGUUCAUAGCCCUCUAUGACCCAGAUCGGUCCACUUUUAUCAGUGAGAACUAUCUGAUUCGUUGGGGCAGUAACGGAAUGCCCAAGGAAAUAGAGAAGCUCAAUAAUCUUCAAGCAGUCUUUACUGACCUCAGCAGCAAUGACCUCAUCCGUCCCCGCAUCAGCCUAGUAUGCCAGAUUGUCCGGGUGGGCCACAUGGAGCUGAAGGAGGGCAAAAAGCACACCUGUGGACUCCGAAGACCCUUUGGAGUAGCAGUGAUGGAUAUUACUGAUAUCAUACACGGGAAGGUGGAUGAUGAAGAAAAGCAGCAUUUUAUUCCCUUUCAGCAAAUUGCAAUGGAGACCCAUAUCCGACAGAGGCAGAUGAUCAUGUCACCCUUGAUAACAUCCCAUGUGAUUGGGGAGAAUGAGCCACUCACUUCAGUCUUGAAUAAAGUGAUAGCAACUAAGGAAGUCAAUCACAAAGGACAAGGACUUUGGGUGUCCUUGAAGCUAUUGCCGGGUGACUUGACGCAAGUUCAGAAGAAUUUUUCACACUUGGUUGACAGAUCAACAGCAAUAGCCCGAAAAAUGGGCUUUCCUGAAAUAAUACUGCCAGGAGAUGUUCGGAAUGAUAUUUAUGUCACCCUGAUCCAUGGAGAGUUUGACAAAGGGAAAAAGAAGACACCGAAGAACGUGGAGGUGACCAUGUCUGUGUACGAUGAGGAUGGGAAGCUCUUAGAGAAAGCAAUUCAUCCUGGGGCUGGAUAUGAAGGCAUUUCAGAGUACAAGUCAGUGGUCUACUACCAAGUCAAGCAGCCCUGUUGGUAUGAGACUGUCAAGGUAUCCAUUGCUAUAGAAGAGGUCACACGCUGCCAUAUAAGGUUCACAUUCCGACAUAGGUCAUCACAGGAAUCCAGAGAUAAAUCAGAGCGAGCAUUUGGGGUGGCCUUCGUGAAACUGAUGAACACGGACGGCACCACCCUGCAGGACGGGAGGCACGAUCUGGUGAUUUAUAAGGGUGACAACAAGAAAAUGGAAGAUGCUAAAUUCUACCUGACCCUGCCUGGCACCAAGGCAGAGAUGGAAGAAAAAGAGCUCCAGGCAUCCAAAAGCCUGGCCAACUUUACCCCAACCAAGGAUAGCACAAAAGAUAGCUUUCAGAUUGCCACCCUCAUUUGCUCCACAAAGCUAACCCAAAACGUUGACCUGUUAGGCUUGUUAAAUUGGCGUUCCAACUCCCAGAACAUUGAACACAACCUAAAGAAGCUGAUGGAGGUGGAUGGAGGAGAAAUUGUUAAGUUUUUGCAAGAUACACUAGACGCACUUUUUAACAUAAUGAUGGAAAUGUCAGAAAAUGAAACUUAUGACUCUCUUGUGUUUGAUGCACUGGUAUUUAUUAUUUCACUGAUAGGAGACAUCAAGUUCCAGCAUUUUAAUCCUGUACUUGAAACCUAUAUUUACAAGCACUUCAGUGCCACUUUGGCAUAUGUGAAACUCUCCAAGGUACUGAACUUUUAUGUGGCCAAUGCAGAAGACUCUAGCAAAACAGACUUGCUUUUUGCUGCUUUGAAAGCCUUAAAGUACUUGUUUAGAUUCAUCAUUCAAUCUAGAGUACUCUACUUGAGGUUUUAUGGCCAAAGCGAAGAUGGAGAUGAAUUUAAUAACUCAAUCCGAAAGUUAUUUCUCUCUUUCAAUAUGCUAAUGGACAGGCCUCUGGAGGAAGCUGUUAAGAUCAAGGGUGCAGCUUUGAAGUACCUUCCCAGCAUCGUUAACGAUGUAAAACUUGUGUUUGACCCUGUUGAGCUCAGCGUGCUCUUCUGCAAGUUCAUUCAAAGCAUUCCUGACAACCAGUUAGUUCGGCAGAAACUUAACUGCAUGACCAAGAUAGUAGAGAGUAAUCUCUUUCGGCAGUCAGAGUGCAGAGAUGUGCUGCUGCCACUGCUGAUAGACCAGCUCAGCGGCCAGCUAGACGACAACUCCAGUAAGCCUGACCAUGAGGCAAGCUCGCAGCUUCUGAGCAACAUCCUGGAAGUCCUGGACAGGAAGGAUGUGGGCCCCACCACGAUGCACGUGCAGCUGAUCAUGGAGCGGCUGCUGAGAAGGAUCAACCGCACUGUGAUUGGGAUGAGCCGACAGUCUCCCCACAUCAGGAGUUUCGUUGCUUGCAUGAUUGCCAUCCUGCAGCAAAUGGAUGACAGCCACUACGGCCACUACAUCAGCACUUUCAAAACCAGACAAGACAUCAUUGACUUCCUCAUGGAAACCUUUAUCAUGUUUAAGGAUCUAAUUGGAAAGAAUGUCUAUGCCAUAGAUUGGAUGGUCAUGAAUAUGACUCAGAGCAGGGUUUUUCUUCGUGCAAUAAAUCAGUUUGCUGAAGUUCUCACAAGAUUCUUCAUGGAUCAGGCAAGCUUUGAACUUCAGCUCUGGAAUAAUUACUUCCACUUGGCAGUAGCAUUUCUCACCCAUGAGUCCCUUCAGCUUGAAACCUUCUCUCAAGCCAAGCGCAACAAAAUCGUAAAAAAAUAUGGGGACAUGAGAAAGGAAAUCGGUUUUAGAAUCCGGGACAUGUGGUAUAACCUCGGUCCCCACAAAAUCAAAUUCAUCCCAUCCAUGGUGGGUCCCAUUCUGGAGGUCACUCUGACCCCUGAAGUAGAGCUCCGGAAAGCCACAAUCCCCAUUUUCUUUGAUAUGAUGCAGUGUGAGUUCAAUUUCAGUGGAAAUGGCGAUUUCCAUAUGUUUGAGAAUGAAUUGAUUACGAAGCUGGACCAAGAGGUAGAAGGGGGCAGAGGAGAUGAACAAUACAAAGUUCUUCUGGAAAAACUGCUCCUAGAACACUGCCGGAAACAUAAAUACCUCUCCAGCUCUGGAGAAGUCUUUGCUCUCCUGGUUAGCAGCCUCUUGGAGAAUCUGCUGGACUACAGAACCAUCAUCAUGCAUGACGAGAGCAAGGAAAACCGCAUGAGCUGUACUGUCAAUUUGCUGAAUUUUUACAAAGAAAAGAAGAGAGAGGACAUAUACAUAAGAUACUUGUACAAGCUUCGGGAUUUACAUCGAGACUGUGAGAACUACACGGAAGCUGCUUACACACUUCUAUUACAUGCUGAGCUUCUGCAGUGGUCUGACAAGCCCUGCGUACCCCAUUUGCUUCAGAGGGACAGUUACUAUGUUUAUACCCAGCAAGAGCUUAAAGAGAAGCUAUAUCAAGAAAUCAUAGCAUAUUUUGACAAAGGGAAAAUGUGGGAGAAGGCUAUCAAACUGAGCAAAGAGUUGGCUGAGAAUUACGAGAGCAAAGUGUUUGACUACGAGGGCCUUGGCAAUCUCCUGAAAAAAAGAGCCUCGUUUUAUGAGAACAUCAUUAAGGCAAUGAGGCCUCAGCCUGAAUACUUUGCUGUUGGAUACUAUGGACAGGGCUUUCCUUCCUUCCUACGGAAUAAAAUCUUCAUCUACCGGGGGAAGGAGUAUGAGAGACGAGAAGACUUCAGCCUGAGGUUACUGACCCAGUUCCCCAAUGCAGAGAAGAUGACCAGCACCACGCCCCCUGGAGAGGACAUCAAGAACUCCCCAAAGCAGUACAUGCAGUGCUUCACCGUGAAGCCAGUCAUGAGCCUGCCACCUGGCUACAAAGACAAACCAGUGCCCGAGCAGAUCUUGAACUACUACAGAGCCAAUGAAGUGCAGCAGUUCAAAUAUUCCCGGCCAUUCCGGAAAGGAGAAAAGGAUCCAGACAAUGAAUUUGCUACCAUGUGGAUUGAAAGGACCACGUAUACGACUGCAUAUACCUUUCCUGGGAUUCUCAAGUGGUUUGAAGUCAAACAGAUUUCAACAGAGGAAAUCAGCCCUUUGGAGAAUGCCAUAGAAACCAUGGAGCUUACCAACGAGAAGAUCAGCAACUGUGUUCAGCAGCAUGCCUGGGACCGGUCGCUCUCUGUGCACCCGCUCUCCAUGCUGCUCAAUGGCAUUGUAGACCCAGCUGUCAUGGGGGGAUACUCCAACUAUGAAAAGGCUUUUUUUACUGAAAAGUACUUGCAGGAGCAUCCUGAAGACCAGGAGAAGGUUGAGCUGCUGAAGCGACUCAUAGCAUUACAGAUGCCUCUGCUGACGGAAGGGAUCCGCAUCCACGGCGAGAAGCUGACAAAGCAGCUCAAGCCACUGCAUGAACGGUUGUCUUCGUGUUUCCAGGAACUCAAGGAGAAAGUAGAAAAGCUCUAUGGGGUUAUAACUCUGCCUCCCAACUUGACUGAGAGGAAGCAAAGCCGCACAGGGUCUGUUGUGCUGCCCUACAUCAUGUCGUCCACUCUGCGGAGAUUGUCCAUCACCUCAGUGACUUCCUCUGUGGUUUCCAACUCUUCAAACUCAUCUGAUAAUGCACCUUCCAGACCCGGAUCUGAAGCGUCAAUUCUGGAGCCCCUUUUCGAGCGCAGGGCCUCGUCAGGUGCCAGAGUUGAAGAUAUACCCCUCAGAGAGGACAGCGAGAACCGGAUCAGCAAGUUCAAGAGAAAAGACUGGAACCUGAGCAAGUCCCAGGUCAUUGCAGAGAAAGCACCAGAACAUGAUCUAAUGAGCCCAUCCAGAAAAGCACAAAGGCCAAAGAGUCUCCAGCUGGUGGACAGUCGGCUGACACCAUUUCACGGUUCUUCACCUCCUCAGUCAACAUUCUUGAGCCCACCACCACUCACUCCUAAAGCAACCAGGACCCUAAGCUCCCCAUCUUUACAGACAGAUGGGCUGAUGACGUCUACUCUCCCGCCUCCACCUCCUCCCAAAAGCAAGCCCUAUGAGAGCAGCCAGAGGAACUCUGAGGAGAUUGCUCCCCCAUUACCUGUCCGAAAAGAAGCCAAAACCCCACCUCCACCACCUCCAAAAAUUCGGAAAUCUGGCAUCCUUUCUUCUGAGCCUGGAUCUCAAUAACGGUCUUGUCCUCUCUGGAACUGAGUGCCUUGGACAGCAGAUAGCUGAGAAUUGGCCUCCAGGGGGCAAUAGUGCCCUCACUGCACAGGGCGGGUUCCCUGCUGACUCACCUUUCUGAUCUGGAAUGAUGCUCACCAGCUCAAAGUCUGGGUUUUUUAUUUGGAAAGCUUCUCUUUGAUGAUGUUUGAGGCCAUGCCACAUUUCUUCCAGUCCACAUGGAAUUCCAGAAUCGGCCAUGCUCUGUGCAUUUCUCAAAGGAGAGACCUUCUCCACUAUUAUUAAAUUUCAGCCUCCAGUGCAGGACCAGUGGGGACUACAAAAGCCUGAGUAGUUCUUCUGCAGUGGUGGUGAAGCUGCCGCACUAACCUAGUCACUGGAGGUAUUUCUUGCUUUGCUUCUGAAAAGCUGUGCUUGAGAUUUAGUUUCUUUUCUCAUGUGGGCAUACUCUUUCCCAUAUAGUAUAUUGGAAGAGAUGAAUAUCAAGUACACUUGAGUAGCCAAAAUAAUAAUAUUGUUCUAAUAUCUACUGUGUCUCCUUUGAGGAAAAGAACACGUAUUUUUAAUGGAGAUUGGCUGCUGUCGGGUAUGAAUGGCUAUCAUUAUUGAGAAAGCAUAGACUCAAACGUGGGCUCUGAGCUCUUGCAACCCACCCCCACUCACUUGGACAUGGGAAGCUGCUCUCCUGGGAGUCCUUACACUCCUGGCCCGCAGCCCUCACUGCGCCCUUGUACUAAGGAUUCCUUUGGAGCUCAUCCAUUUGCACACAUGGUGUCUUGUCUUGUUACCUCCUCUGAGCUCAAGUCACUGGAUAUAAGGGACUUAGAAGCCUGGGUUCAGACACUUCUUUUCCAGAUUCCAUUUGGAUGGUCAGUGGCCCCCAAUCUGCUUCCUGAUUGUACCCUGGAGGAUUUAGUGCAAUAUUUCCCUUUAGUUAUUUAUUCCUCUUGAUGAUGGAAUUAAUUUGAUCACUUGUUAAUGGUACUAAUGUCAGCACUCCUUUUAGAAGAAAAAAGGGGUGAUUGAGAUUUUAGAUGAUCAAAUGUUAUAUACACAUACAUAAACAGCCACAAAGUUACAGACAUUUUGAGCUGGGGAGGCCUUAAAAGUCAUAUAAACAUUCAUUUUGUGGAUAAGGACAUUGAGGCCAAAUAGAAACUUAUGCCACAGGUUCUUACUAAUAGCCCAGCUUCUAACUUAGGCUAUACCAGAUAACACUUAGAUCUAGAAGACAGAUACCCCUGACAAGCGCCAAAAUACCAAACCCGUUGCCCUUGAGUCAAUUCUGACUCAUUGCAACUCUAUAGAACAAAGUAGAACUGCCCCAUAGAGCUUCCAAGGAGCAACUGGUGGAUUCAAACUACUGACCUUUUGGUUAGCGGCGAAUGCUUAACCACUGCACCACCAGGGCCCUACCUGUCCCUGGUUGGAACAAUAUUUGAAAUGUCAUGGAUAUUUCUAUAAUACUUGGGUAAAAAAAAAAAAAAAAUUUUUGGAUAUUUGUGGCAAAAUCAAAACAUUUGUUUAAUGUGAAUCUCCUGAGUCAAAAUAUGGAGAAGCUUACUGGGAAUCUCUUCCACCCCUUGCCCAAUCCUCAGAGUAGAGGGAGCAGAGAGAGAGAUUUCAGAGGCUCAGUUGUCAGCAGUGAGAAUUUGGAUUUCCCUACCUGGCUCUUUGUUUUUAUGCCUCCUUUCACCGCCACUGCUUUUAGGAAAGGCAUUGGAGUUCAUCACAAGGAUCAGGGAACCAGAAACCUCUGAGGCUUGUCUAGCGUUACUCAAGAAAUUAGUAUUCAUAUUCUAGAAGUGGUGUGUGAAACGGUUAUUCUUCACCCCCAUCAUGAGAAUCUACAAUGUCGUAUAAUGGAAAGAACAUGGGCUUUGGAAUUGAAUGUGUUUGGUUUCAAAUCCCAGCUAUGUCAGCUAUUUAUUAACUUGGCAAAUUCACACACAUUAUUUGAAAUUCUUUGAGCUUUCGUUUCCUCACCUUUAAAAAUGGGGAUGAUACCUGCCACACAGGUUGUUGAAUUGGUAGAUACUCACAAAACAUUCCUUUGUUUUCUCUGUAGAGUAAGAUCUGAAACUCUCUGAGAGCAUUAUGGAUACUCUGUUUUCCCAAGGGAAUUUGGAAGGUGGGUGCAGGUUAACCCUCCACAUACAGGCCCUCUUCAGAAGAUGGUGUCUUUUGAAGUCUUUUUAUGUAACUUAUGGCGAGGGACAAAGUGUUACAAGAAUUGAAGAGGAUUUUAAGUGGAAAAAACUCAAGCCCUAUAGAGAAAAAAGGAAGGAACAGAAAGAAUAUGCAGGGCUUAUGUGAAACCUGGAACAGCUUCUGAGAAGCUGCCCGUCAGCUGUAUGCCUCACCCUAGUUUCAGGCUACCAUUAGAAAGAUAUAAACGGGGUCAUGAGAAAAGCAAAACCUCUAGCCUCUCCUUUGAGAACAAUGGGAGUGAACCCAUGCCUGAUCUCGGAGCAGAGGCUGUGGAAAUCUGACACUCAGUGCCCAGAUGCCUUCCCCUGUAUUAUAUGACAUUCCAUAUGAUCGCCUUUCCACAUGAGUGGAAAUAAUAGUUUCACUCUUUCCUGAACCCGAGGAAUUCCAGGUAAUGUUGUGGAAUAAUAAAUCACAGAGGACUUUGGGAAGGUCACCUCCUUGGGAAGCUAUUGGGUAGAAAAGAGUCCUAUCUGACAGAAAGUCAUGAAUAAUGUCUGAAGUCAGAGAGGAAGAGUGCAAAAUAAAUGCCUUAUGAUUGAUGACAUUAAAUGAAGAAGAAAUGAGAGACAGGGAGAGAAACAAGAAAGAACCCAGUCUUUAUUUUUCCUUGCUAAAAACUCUGUAAUGUUAUAAGAAUUGAAAUAAGCCCUAGGAUUCUUACAACCUUAUGAAUAUUUGUUCUUUAUAUAGGUUUUUUUUCUUUUUGAAAUCUUUUCUCUCUCUGUCCUGGUGACUUGUCUUGAUUUGAGAUUUUUUUUUCCAAGAAUUAUUUCAUUCAAAUAUUUGAAGCCCUUACUGAAUGCCAGACAGUGUGCCAGACCCUCCGGAUGUGGCUAUCCCAUGUGUUCCAUGGAAACAACCUCAGUAUACAAAGACAGUUCACUCUGGUUUGCUGUGGAAUUGCAGUGUGAGUGGUAUGAGAUGAAACUAAAACCCAAGGAAGGCUGGCGGAGCCAAGGGUUGGUCCCUUCUCUUCCACCUUCACCCCUCGACUCCCCAGUUGCAGUCAUUUUCUCCUAUUAAAAACUAAACUGAGGGCUGACCUAGCCAUACUGCAAAUCCCUAAGAUAAAGUAAAGCAGGGUUUGAGAUACCAAUCCACCCUUGUUAACUCUUUCCAAGCUGCAAGAGUCAUUCCCUUCUAGUUGCCUCAGAUCAUGGGAUGAUUUCUUAUUUUAAAAUUGAGACAUAAUUUCCAUACAAAAACCUGUUGCCAUUCAGUUAAUUCCAACUCAUAGCGACCCUAUAGGGCAGAGUAGAACUGCCCCAUAGGGUUUCCAAGGAGCAGCUGGUAGAUUUGAAUGGCUCACCUUUUGGUUAACAGCCAAAUGCUUAACCACUGUGCCACCAGAGCUCCGACUUACAUGCAGUAAGGUGCAAAAAUCUUAGGAAUACAGACGGGUGAAUUUUUACAUAUCUAUACACCCAUGCCACCACCUCUCAGAUGAAGUCAUAGACUAUUUCCAGCACCACAGAAAGUUCCCUUGUGCCCAUGGUACCAUUUUAUAAAAGAUAUUUGGAAGGCCCUUCAAAUUUGUGCCUUUCUUCUCCCUUCUUAGGUAUAAAAAAGAGGUGGGGGGAGGGAACUUCACCAUCAAUGCAGAACAAGAGUAUAAAGACUAUACCUUCUGGCAAGUCAAAGGGUAAUCCCUGGAACUCUAUUUCCUCAUUGUAAAAAAAAAUGCUUGAGGCUAGAUCAUUUUUGGAAUCCUUCCAGCCCAUGCUUGCUUUUAUUCUAAGUGAAUGAAAAAGAGGGAGAGUCAGUAGGAAACUAGGUUUCUGUACAGUGACUUUUAGAUCCACACACUAGCAUCUUUCUGCUUUUCAUCCCACCUUGUUGCUUUGACCCUGACAUACUCUGGGUCUUAAGAAAGAUCAAAAGAUCAGUGGGCAUUAAAGUUACGAAUAUACCCAUUAUAUCCAGCACACACUGAAAUCUGUGUGACACCAAUUACCAUAUUUCUCUGUAACAACUUUAUAAAUAAUGUCAUUUUCAUGAUAGUCUUCGGCCUUCACCAGCCGGGCCACUGUACCUAGACAUUCAGUUCAUUUUAAUAAUCAUGUCUUCCCCAUAUCAUUUGGGAAGUUGAUAAAUAUCACUUCCUUGGAAGCUUUCAGCUAUAUGUCUGGUUUUUAUAAUUACAUCAGAAACAGUAAGUUCCUUGUUGGGGGGGUUGAAGGCCGAACCUUUGGUUCUGAUCUACAAAAGGAAGAAGUGUUCCAUUCAGGUUGAUGAUGUACUUAGACUCCAACCAAAGCUGAUCUCCAGUAGACCCUGCCCAAACUCAUCUGUUAGUUAUGUCUUGUGAGUUGUUCAUCCAAACUUUGUCAUAAGCUCCUUUGCCAUGAUUUUGUAAAUAGUUGGAUUUCAAACAUGAGAGUUUGGAAGGUUAUAUGCAUUGAAGUAGAGGAAUUUUUGUUCAGAUUUGCUGUUAUUUAUUUUUUAAAUUAAAAAUGGAAAAUGUAUUUUAAA